Molecule: messenger RNA, 5364 nt
Organism: Carassius auratus (goldfish)
Lineage: Eukaryota; Metazoa; Chordata; Actinopteri; Cypriniformes; Cyprinidae
Product: histone-lysine N-methyltransferase SETDB1-A-like
Exons: 21
Coding region: 318-5096 (1592 amino acids)
Biological process (GO): negative regulation of gene expression; heterochromatin organization
Cellular component (GO): nucleus
Molecular function (GO): histone H3K9 methyltransferase activity; protein binding; DNA binding
Source: RefSeq, a predicted model, not a curated record
AGAAUGUCUCUUGUAGACUCUGCGUCCACCAUCACACAGGCGCAGUAACAUUCUGGACAUUGUUUCCCUCCAUGCGGUUUUAGUUAUUUUUAUUUCGCGCUUUUUAGUUUUUCAUAUGAUGGUUUAAGUUGUAGGCUAUCUAUAAAGACGCUUGCUUGCAGCACUUUGUGCUUUGCAGACAAAUAAACUAGCGGAAUAGUGUUUUGCUAUAAUACUGCAGCUGCGCGCUUUUUGCUUUGCGACUGUCUUCAGGAUUCAAACAUACUACAGCAGCUGGGAACUGGGGGAAAGUUGGGGAACUGGACAGUAUUAAAGCCAUGAGUAGCAAAAAAGAUAAUGAUAACCUCCUCAAAAUGACAAAGGAUGACCUGCAGCGCUGGAUCCAGGCAGAGGUGAACCGAAACCCUCAUCUGAUGCAGAGGCGUGAGCAACUUGCACAAGUUGAGGAGUGGGUGAUGCAGAAGGAGAAGGAUUCCACUUACACCUGUCUUCUGUACAGCAACGCUCAUGAGUCAGUCCUUGAGUGUGAGUCGGUGAUGAAGGGUCUUUAUGGAAUGCUGGGAUUGGAGUACCGAGACGAGGAUUCGGAGGAGGAAGGAGGGGGAGAACCACUUGACUUCGUUCAUAUAACAAAUGAAGAGAAGGAUAUAGAGGAAAAUAGUCUCUUUAAUGGAGAUGAUGUUGUCGUCAUUGAUCUGGGAGCUGCCAAAGAAACCUUGGAACCAAUGCUUGAAAAGGUGACGGUGGCCAUUCAGAAGUCAUCCAGACUCGUUCAGGACUUAGUCCAUAUUGUGAACAAAACCUCCUCCACAAGUGCUGUAUCACCAUCAUCAUCAUCAUCUGACUUCACCAAAAGACCCUCAUUAACCUCGACCCCUGAGACCAGCUAUUCUGAAUCUGUCACAUCAAAACUGGAAAUACCUGAAAACUCUAUUGCAAUAGUGAAGACCGAGUCUCUAUCAAGAGCACCUGAAAUGUCCUCGCUUCUCAGCAAUUCAGAACAAAACAAAUCUAUUGCCCAUCAAAGGCCAGAUCCUAAACCAACAAUUAAGACUGAACCACAACUGGAAAUGAGCAUUUCAAACCAACAUGAAACUGCUGCUAGUCUUAACUGUCCAUCCUUAAAAUUAAUUAAGACUGAACCUCAAUUGAUAGCAGUGAGUCCUUCAGAAACUCCACAAACAAUUUCCAGACCUAAUUUUGGAUCCAUAGCAACAACAAAGAGUGAGCCUCAGUUGUUGGUAAUAAAGCCAGAAAGGACUUCACCUCCAAGCAUUUCAGUACCUUUCAAAAUUCCAUCAAUUAAGACUGAACCCCAGCCGACAGCAUUAACUCCUGAAACGUCUUUGCUUGAAAGUGAUUUUGAACAGUCAAACAGCCUUAAUUCAGAUCACAAAGCAACAUUUAACACUGAGCUUACGUUGCUGGCAGUGACUUCAGAAAUCCCUUCAUUUUCAGGCGACUCAGAUCAAAUGGAAACCGCUGCCAGUGACAAUACAGCAACCAUAGAGACAAACCAGACUGAGCUUGUGUCAUUAUUGCCGAGCAAUUCUGAAGAAGCUGUUACUCUUACCAGACAUGAUUUGGAAUCCACAGAUGAGAACCAAAAGCCAAAAACAUGGAGCAAAUCUGCCAAACCCUCUGUGCCCACUUCAAGUCCAACAACUAGAUUGAGAUCUUCAAAAAACUGUGCACCUGGUACCAGCACUUCCUACCCACAAAAGGAUACAACAAGGGCGUCAUCGCCUGCAGAUAGUAUUAAUGAACCCUCUGACACAGAGGACCUGUCUGCUAGUCCUGCUGACAGUGAUUAUGAACCCCCUGAAUCACAAUCAGACUCCUCGUCAGACAGUGAUUAUGAACCUCCUAAAUCAAAAUCAGACUCAAUGAUAGACCGAGAUCAUGGACCACCUAAAUCAAAGCCAGAAUCAUUGAUAGACAGAGAUUAUGGACCACCUAAAUCAAAGCCAGAAUCAUUGAUAGACAGAGAUUACGGACCACCUAAAUCAAAGCCAGAAUCAUUGAUAGACAGAGAUUACGGACCACCUAAAUCAAAGGCAGAGUUAUCAACAGACACGACUAAUGAUUCAAGCAGCAAUAAUGCUCCUGCAGAAUCUUCCAGUCCUGAUGAAAGUUCCAAGUCUUCAUCCAGUGAGUCCUCCAAGCCUUCUCAAGAACAUAAAGAAAUCAAACUCAAAGUCGGCAUGGGAGUUUUAGGGAAAAGGCAACACAACUUGUGGUGUAAAGGAACAGUACAAGAAGUCCAAACAGCAGAGGAUGGCCUCAGAUAUAAGGUGGAGUUUAAGAGUGGUAAAGAGAUUGUGCUGCCUGCUCAUCAUGUGGCCUCUCUGAUGCCUGCCAUGCUAAAGGAUUUGUUUAUUGGCUGUCGUGUUGUGGCCAGCAGCAAAGAUGAUGAAGGAAAGGCCUCGUUUAAUGCUGCCGUGCUGGUUGAGCUUCCGGAGCGCAAGAAUCGCAUGAGGUUCUUAGUGUUUUAUGAUGAUGGCCAAGCAGCUUAUCUGUCACUUCCGGACCUUCAUCUAGUAUGCAAACAAUUGAAAAAGGUGUGGAAGGACAUUGAAGAUGAGACAGUUCAGUUGCAGGUUAAGGAAUAUCUUUGCAUCUAUCCCAACCCCAUUGCUGUAGUGCUUCGCGUGGGGCAAGACACCAAGGCGAUGCGGAAUGGCCAGUUUGAGACUUGCACGGUACUCCAGUUGGAUGGCAGCCUGAUCCAGAUCUGCUUUAAGAAAGACAAGCAGAAAGAGUGGAUUUAUAAAGGCUCAGACAAGUUGGAACACAUUGUAAAUAUCAAGGAACGUCUGGCUAAAGAUAAACCACAAACCAAAACUUUACAGGAAACACAACAUAAAUUGCAACAACCGUCUCAACAGAAAACGCAACAACCACAGCAACAGAAAGCUCAACAUUCCUUUCAACAGAAACCACAUCUGCUGUCUCAAAAGGAAACGCAACAACCACAGCAACAAAAAGUGCAACAGUUCUUUCAACAGAAACCACAUCAGCCGCCACAAAAGGAAAUGCAACAACCACAGCAACAAAAAGUGCAAUAUUCCUUUCAACAAAAACCACAUCUGCCGUCCCAAAAGGAAACGCAACAACCACAGCAACAAAAAGUGCAACAGUUCUUUCAACAGAAACCACAUCAGCCAUCUCAACAGAAAAUGCAACAGCCUGCAGCUACAACAGGAAAUGCCACACCUCGGCACAACACUACCUCCACCUUGACAGCGGUUGCUUCAGCGACUGUUACUUCAACAUCUGUCACCUCAGCAGCUGUUCGUCCUGUGCAGGCGACCCGACAAUCUGAUACAGUCACCAAAACAUCCUUUAUCAUGCCACAAAAGAUGAUGUCAGCUGCUUUCCAGCCAAAGGUCAUCCUCCAGAGGAUGGCUAUGCACACAAUAAAAUCUGCUAUAGCAAAACGUACCUCAAAUUUAAGAAGUUCAAAACGACCUGCCACUGAUGAGGAAGAAGAGUGUGUUUCUGACGAAGAAGACAAAGCAGUUUCACAGCAACACUUGCAUCAUCGCUGUUCUCCAGCUUGUCUGGAUGGGGUGAGACCGCCUCAAGUCGACAUGCACCGUGGUCAAAAUCCACUUCUUAUCCCACUGCUUUUUAAGUUUAGGCGAAUGACUGCAAGAAGGCGCAUCGAUGGAAAGGUGUUUUUCCAUAUCUUCUACCGUUCUCCAUGUGGGCGAAGCCUGUGCGACAUGCAGGAAGUGCAGGUGUACUUGUUUGAAACAUGCGGUGACUUCCUUUUUCUGGAAAUGUUCUGUAUGGACCCAUUUGUUCUUGUAAAUCGCGCCCGACCUCCUUCCACAUCAAGCAGCAAGCCUCACCUCUACCUGCCGGACAUCUCCGAUGGCAGAGAAGUGUUACCUGUGCCCUGCGUUAAUGAAGUAGACAGCACGCUUGCUCCUAACAUCAGUUACACCAAAGACAGAGUUCCAGCUCCAGGUGUUUCUAUUAAUACCAGCUCAGACUUCUUGAUUGGCUGUGACUGCACAGAUGGUUGUCUGGACAGGUCAAAGUGUGCAUGCCACCAGCUGACCAUUGAAGCCACGUCCUUGCACAGUGGUGGUCCAGUGGACGUUAGUGCUGGAUACACACAUAAGAGGUUACCAGCCACCUUGCCAACAGGGGUGUAUGAGUGUAACCCUCUGUGCCGCUGUGAUCCGAGAACAUGCAGCAACAGGCUGGUCCAGCACGGUCUGCAGCUGCGGCUGGAGCUCUUCAUGACGCAGCACAAGGGAUGGGGCAUCCGCUGCAAAGAUGAUGUAGCCAAGGGCACAUUCGUGUGUGUUUUCACUGGUAAAAUAGUAAAUGAAGACCGAAUGAAUGAGGAUGACACCGUGUCCGGCAAUGACUAUUUGGCCAACCUUGACUUCAUUGAGGGUGUGGAGAAACUGAAAGAGGGUUAUGAGAGCGAGGCGUACUGCUCGGACACAGAGGUUGAAAGCAACAAGAAGACCAUCACUAUGAAAACAGGGCCGUUGUGGAAAAACACUCUCUACCAAGAAGACUCUAGCAGUUGUGAAGAAAGAGAAGAACCUAUGGAGCUGGACAAAGAACAAGAAGAAAUGGAAGUGAGUCGCACAUCCUCGCAUGAGAAAAUACUAUGCCAUAAGCCACACAAAGCCUCUAAAGAUGCUCAGGAGAAAGUGACCAACCAAAUGAGAGAGAACGAAACCUCAGGUUCAAAGCGUUGCUUCGCCAGAAAGUCAGUCCAGGGAAGAGUAACACCACUAGUAACCACGGAGAAAACGAGGACUGCUCUAACUGGCAACAACACCCGCAGACUGUUGAACGGCGAGGAGUCCUGUUACGUCAUCGAUGCGAGACAAGAGGGCAACCUCGGCCGCUUCAUCAACCAUAGCUGCAGUCCGAAUUUGUUUGUUCAGAACAUCUUUGUCGACACACACGACCUACGGUUUCCAUGGGUGGCAUUCUUUACCAGCAAGCGCGUCAGGGCGGGGACAGAGUUGACGUGGGAUUAUAACUAUGAGGUUGGCAGUGUGGAGGGGAAGGUUCUGCUCUGCUGCUGUGGUUCUCUGCGGUGCACAGGAAGGCUGCUCUGAUAUACUGCUCUCAACAAAAAACACUAACACUUUAAUAGAGGUGUUAACCUUGUAAACAGUUUCACCAAGCCAUCAGAAACAUAGCUGUGUCUCUGCUCUGAAAGAGCAUUCCAAUCAUGACCCCUGGAACAUGAAAAGAAGAAUAAAAUAUAUUCAAGUUUGUGUUGUUGCUUUUAAUGUGUUGUUUGUUUUAUUGUUAUUAACCUCUACAAGUAUUGUUAAUCGCUACUUAUACGAUGUAAAUAAAAUUAGCAAAUAUCAAAAAUGA